Messenger RNA from Macrosteles quadrilineatus (aster leafhopper), 931 nucleotides. Its product is annotated as mitochondrial potassium channel ATP-binding subunit-like. Gene Ontology annotation, biological process: transmembrane transport. The coding region runs from base 315 to 632 and encodes 105 amino acids. The transcript has 6 exons. Gene Ontology annotation, molecular function: ATP hydrolysis activity; ATP binding; ATPase-coupled transmembrane transporter activity. Lineage: Eukaryota; Metazoa; Arthropoda; Insecta; Hemiptera; Cicadellidae. The record is from RefSeq and is a predicted model, not a curated record.
AGGUUGAGGUGAGGUACUUACAGGAGUAGAAGUAAUUUGCAACGUUACAGCACAGUGAUCUGCCACCACCUCCACAGAAGUCACACAGUCCUCAGGGUCAAAGUUUAUCGCAGCACUAUCGAGACAAGCAAUCCCCCUCGUGGGUUGGAAAUUAGUCAGGUUGGAUUGCUGAGCAGCAUGGGUGAAAGAUUUCUACAACAGUACAUCUACAGUAGAUGUAACUAGUAACUAGGAGGAUGGUGGUUGAACUAAUUGCUACAACAUUUUUCCAUUCAGAAAAAAAUAUUGGGACCGAGCAAGGCUAAACCAAACAAAUGCAAAUGCAAAUGUUGGUGUACGAGGCUGCUGGGCUGGCCAAUGCUGACAGUUUUAUCCGACAGUUCCCUGAUGGCUACAGUACCAUUCUGGGGGAGAGAGGAGUUACCGUGUCUGGGGGCCAGACACAGAGGAUAGCUAUCGCCCGCGCUCUACUGAAAAUCCCAUCCAUCCUCAUACUAGACGAGGCUACCAGGUGUACGAGGCUGCUGGGCUGGCCAAUGCUGACAGUUUUAUCCGACAGUUCCCUGAUGGCUACAGUACCAUUCUGGGGGAGAGAGGAGUUACCGGGUCUGGGGGCCAGACACAGAGGAUAGCUAUCGCCCGCGCUCUACUGAAAAUCCCAUCCAUCCUCAUACUAGACGAGGCUACCAGGUGUACGAGGCUGCUGGGCUGGCCAAUGCUGACAGUUUUAUCCGACAGUUCCCUGAUGGCUACAGUACCAUUCUGGGGGAGAGAGGAGUUACCGUGUCUGGGGGCCAGACACAGAGGAUAGCUAUCGCCCGCGCUCUACUGAAAAUCCCAUCCAUCCUCAUACUAGACGAGGCUACCAGGUGUACGAGGCUGCUGGGCUGGCCAAUGCUGACAGUUUUAUCCGACAGUUCCCUGAUGGCUA